CAAUGCCACGGGGAGCUGGGGGGGGGCCGGAGGAGCUAUAUAAGAGGGCCACUCUCCUUCGCACCACGUCACUUCUUCAGCGUCCCUCCUAUCACGAUGACCUGCAGGGUAUUCCUUCUAGCCGUGUUGGCAGCGGUGGCGUGCGCUGAGCCUGAAGUCAGCUCCCACGUCAGCAUCACCACGGGAGGUCACACCACCUCCCACAGCUCCCACAGGCCCCACGCCCCCGCCCACGCUCCUGUCCCCCACCGCCCUGCCCCUCACCACCCAGCCCCUCACCACCCAGCUCCUCGUCUCCCGGUUCAUCACGCCCCUGCCCCACGCCACCCUGCUCCUCAUCACCCAGCUCCUCACCGCCCAGCCCCCGCCCCUCACCGUCCCGUCCACCGCCCAGCCCUCGCCCCUCACCGUCCCGUUCACCGCCCAGCCCUCGCCCCUCACCGUCCCGUCCACCGCCCAGCCCUCGCCCCUCACCGCCCCGUCCACCACUCCGCCCCCGUCCCUCACCGCCCCGUCAACCACUCUGCCCCCGCCCCUCACCGUCCCGUCCACCGCCCAGCCCCCGUCCCUCACCCCGCCCCGUCCACCGCCCAGCCCCCGUCCCUCACCGCCCCGUCCACCAUCCAUCCCCCGCCCCAUCCUACACUCCUGAACCCAUUUACAGGCCAACCUACGAGCCAGAACCCACCUACCAAGCCCCAGAGCCUACCUACCAUGCUCCUGAGCCUACUUAUGAGGAGCCUGAGUCUUCCUAUGAACACGGCCCACCUGCCCCGACCUAUGCUCCUCAUAGACCCACCUACGCCCCCAGACCCACCUAUGCUCCUCCUACCUCAACCUACGGCCCACCCAUCUCUUCCUAUGCUCCGCCAACCCCCUCCUACGGCACCCCUCAUCACUAACACUGAGGGAGAUGAUGUGAUUGAUGUGUUUCUGUAAGGAUUUAUUUAUCGACGAACUUCAACGAGCAUCAAUUAAACCUGCAAAAAAAAUGUUGGCUCUGUUAUUUAUCUUUUUGUGAAACGCGCGCACACACACACACACACACACACACACACACACACACACACACACACACACACACACACACACACACACACACACACAGAGAGAGAGAGAGAGAGAGAGAGAGAGUACUGUUUCAUCUUCCUCGUUACGUUAGCGGAAGGAAACAGCGUAAAAUCUGGUGAAAAAUUAAUGUUAAGAUAAGAAACGCGUCAUUUGCAGACCUAAGGAAGAAAUGACAGAUGGAGGCUUGGCUUCAUGUUAGAGAACUGUGGUAAUUCAUUUAACUAUUCAUUUAUCUAUAUUCAUCAUAUGAUUAAUUUAAUAUAAGAGGAGCAAAUUUAUGUUAAGAGGUAAAUCAUGCGCAAAUCAAAGGAUACGUCCGUAAAUACGAUGCACUCAAUUUUCUGCAAUUGAAACCUAUUA
This is a messenger RNA of Scylla paramamosain (green mud crab), 1431 nucleotides long. RefSeq lists its product as uncharacterized. NCBI's taxonomy places the organism in Eukaryota, Metazoa, Arthropoda, Malacostraca, Decapoda, Portunidae. The transcript has 2 exons. The coding region runs from base 97 to 939 and encodes 280 amino acids. The record is from RefSeq and is a predicted model, not a curated record.